Molecule: messenger RNA, 8827 nt
Organism: Porites lobata
Lineage: Eukaryota; Metazoa; Cnidaria; Anthozoa; Scleractinia; Poritidae
Source: the annotation of a GenBank genome assembly
AUGAGUUUGGAAUCAUUAAAGACAGAGGAAACUGAAGAGAGAAGACCCGAAAAUCGUAAGUAUUUGCGAGACACGAUGUAGCUUCAAAAAGCUAACAAGUAUACUAUCUACCCUCUCUCGUUUGAAAAAAGUGAAUAGGAAAAAGUACUCUUUUUAUAAUCAUUUAGAUCUUCGGCCAGUUUUGCAGUUUUGUGAUCAAAUUCACUUACAGGUUAACAGUUUCAUUUAAGUAUUUGUAUUGUUGAAGUACGCUGUACUUGUGAAAGAUAUUCUUAGUACAACUAUUUACUGAAAUAAAGCCCUUAAGCAACAUUUUCCAAUAGCUAAGGCCACGGAGCGGAUUUUUUAAAGUUCUUAAUUGCUAUCGACUGUGCGAAUGAAUUCUGGUUUGCAAUUGGCAAGGACAGAAACUUUCAGGAAAGAAACUUUCAAGUAUUUCAAGUAUAGCGUAAGUGUAACUUUUGUUGUACUCACUCGGGCUUGACGUUUUGAUGGAUCCCAAAUUCUUCGUUGAUCUCAUAUCUCUCGAUGUUCUUCUACCUUCUAAUGCUUGUCAUGUUCCCUUUUCUUCAUCUACAGAAGACGGAGAGAUAAUUGCAAAGUUUAACCGCGCUUUGGCAUCCAUUACUACAGACGGGUAAAUAUUCGAACCUCGAUUAAAUGCGGUUUAAUAAGUAAUUCCUUUAGAAGUAUACUGGAGUGAAAAGCUUCGUGACGGAUACAAAGAAGUUAAGAACGAGAGUUCAAUUCGAGAGGAAACGGUUUUGCAAUUCAAUACGCUAAUAAAAGAUUUUUGAUAGUAAAGAGAAAAAUUUGUUCAUUGCAUGGUUUACUAUAAAGUGGGUGAUUCAAGAUGAGUAUGGAAAGAGAGAGCUGAAACCUUUUUCGAUUCCAGUGAAUACGAGAUCAUACGACAGCUAGUCCUUGGAAGAAAUACUAAGUGAGACCAUUCAAAUGAAACCUCGGCUUUAGCGGUACUUUCAUUUGAUGCUGUUUGUUUAGUAUUUAGUUCUAACGUUUGAGUUUGUGGGUGAAAUCCUAUGGUAUGGCCACUUAAAUGAAACCUCUUCAUCAGUACUUUCAUAUGGUGCUAUUUAUUUAGUAAACUAUGCAGUCUUUGGGCAGAGAUUCUAUUAUAGUGUGACCCAGCCCUUUGCUUAUAUUUUCAAUUGUACUAUUUGUUUUCCGACCUUCGAAAACUAAAACUGGGAUAUUACUUCUCAUAUAUUCAAAUUAUUUGGCCGUUGGCACGAGCACAGAAACGAAAGAAGACUACAUUAAGAGCGAGUUUUAAUUCAAGUACUUUACAAAAAAAGUCAAUUAACAUUAAAAGAAAAACGCAAAAGGCCCUUAUUAUUUUACCAAAUGGCAACAUUUUACUUUAAUUCAUGAUUUUUUUAGAGCUAGCAAAACAAGAGUUUAUAUUCUCACAAAGUAUUACAACAACUUUCAAUUCAUUUAAUAACAUUUUAAUUCAACUUAAAACUUUGUUUAAAUACAAAUUCGUCAAUUUUCGGCGGUUCGGGUAUCUUAAAAAGGAGACCGUUGUCAUUUAUAAAUUACAAUUUUAUUCAAAAUGUCCAUGAGUGAAAAAUUGUGUGAGAAAUUGUUACUUUCUGAAAUUAACUGGCCUUCUUGUCUCGAAAGCUUACAUUAGUUUGUCAGGCGACUGGUGAUCACGGGGCGACAAAAUGGUUUAAAUUUUAUUUUUUAAGUGUGAUAGUUACUGCACUACAAAACAUAAUCUUAAAAAAAAAUACGAGUUGAAUGUGAAGAAAUAAUUUUUAUAUUUCUCUUGGAGGGUAAAAUUUAAAGAUUUUGCACAAUACGUGUAGCCUGCCUGCUCCGCCUGGCGAUGCAAUAACAAAUACGUGCUAUUAUUUUCCGGUGGGUGGGUGAAUUCGUGAAUAGUUAUUUUGAAUAUCGUGACUUAAUCAAGCAGUGUAAAUAUCGUUGUAAUUGGGGGCCAAAUAUCCCAUGCAUUUUUUAAAAUUAAAAAAGUUCCGAAAUGUUUUUCUCUAAACUUCAGAGUCAAAAAUAAAAUUUUGCUGUUUUCUAAGAUAUGAAGCCACGCUACUUCAGAAUUCGGCAUAGAUUAUAGCAAGGAACAUAACGUUUUACACCUUUUAAACCUUUUAUUUUUAGCGAUUAGUUCUAGGCUAGAGAAAUAAAGAUGAAAUUAUUUAUCUCUCUUACUGUUAAUAUAUUUUUAGAUUUCCAGUUCAGAUGGGAACUAUUACUGGUAACUUGUGUCAUAUUCCUCACAAGAAGUUUAAAUUAUCGUAAGUAGAAACCAUUUUCCCCAUGUGUGCUGUAUUUAGUCUAACAAAAAUCUUGUAAAUUUGUAUUUCUUUUCGAUUCUUGUUUCUCGAAUUAACACCUCGUUGAAGAGAGCAACCUUAUGUCCACACGACUCCAGGACUGAUCUGCUUGCUGUAUUGAAAUAAAUAGAUAGUGCUUAAGUUUUGAUAAAAAUUACUUCCUAAACUAUAUGUCCGUGUCUUUGAAUAUCAUUGCCAGGAUGGAGAAGGAUCACAAGUUGAAACAAAUUGGGUUAACCUUUUCAUGUACUGUUAAAAAAUUACAAAAAAAGCUGAUCAUGCUCUUUUUCCCUCUACGAGAACCACUUUAUAUCUUUCUUGGAGAUCUCCUUGUUUAAAAAGGUGACGGAAUAUACUUAGUUAUAAUUUUAGCUUAGUUUUGACCUAAAAAUAUGGAACCGUAGCCUCAGACAAGUAAUUUCAGUCAUUCAAGGUCUGUAUUCUCUGUAUUUUGCUGUGCGGAGUGUAACGCAGGCAAAAUUUGUUUAUUUCUGCUCCUUAGGUCCACUCUUUGGUAUCCUGAAGCACCCAUACACUAUCCGGUACCAGGGGCGUUCGCGUAUCACUACCUUUUAGGCCCUGAUUCAAUGGUCCAUGAUCGACAAAGAGCGUUCCAUGCCACUGAAGCUGAGGCAGGCAUUUUACAGGUGAGGCAGCCGCGCAUUGUAACUUAAAGACUCGGUACCAGUAUAGUCUUCUUAAAGAGUAAACAUGAUCCCGUUUAGUAAUGUGGAAAUAAGUAAGAAAUAUGACGCAGUUGGACACUAGAACCUCACUAAAACAAAUCUGAUUACAGGGACUGCGUUGUUUGAACAAGAUUGGUAGACGAUUUCAACUUUGACAGUGUCAUAUCCUUAUGGGAAUACUCUUUUAACAUGUUGAUAAAUAAAAUGUUAUCUCCCUUUUUGACCAGCUAUAAAACCUUCAUACAAGUAAUUGUAAGCACGUAAGAACUCGUAUAAACGUAUCUGUGCAUUCCAGAUCGAAUUCGAAUUUGGAAAUGUUGGUUUAUGAGGAGAGGGGAAAAACGGAGAACCUGGAGAAAAGCCUCUCAGAGCAAAGGAGAGAACCAACAACAAACUCAACCUCAGUUUAUGGCGUCGAAGCUAGGAUCUGAACCCGAGCCACAUUCGUGAAAGGCGAGUGCUUUCACCACUGCAUACGCCACUCUUGCUCCCUCUUAAGCGGAAUAAGUGAUUUUCCCGAAGACUUAGAAGAAUUCCUAAGAUCCUGUCACUUUAAACUGAAGGAAAUCGCACAUACGACCAUUACAAUUCUCACAUCUCAUACUGAUGUAUUUUGCUCUUAAAAGGCGAUCAAGGAAUAUGACGAAUUCGAAGAAUGGAUUGACGGAUCUACAAAACUCCGUUACUCACCGUACAGCCGAGAGGCACAGGCACACAUCUCUGGGUGGGCCAUGAAAUACACAAACAAUCACAACAAAUUUGUGCUUAAGAAGACCUGUGUCGGUGUACUGCUUUGCAGUAAGGAUUGUACUCUACCAAAUGGACUCAAGAUUGUCGUUAGACCCGCUAUUUCUGAUAAAGGUGAGCUUUGUUGAAACGAAAUCACGCAGGUUCUAACUGAACCUCUUUUUCAUUGCUGUCAGUUGUGGAAAUAUCAGUGUAAUCGGUAUUUCUAAUUUUUAAGUUUCUGGGCAAAAUUCUAUGUUUUUACCUUUUAAAUAAAACCUGUUCAGUUUUAGUUUCACAUGGCUUGUAUUUACCUGGAUAUUUUAAACAAAUUGCCCUUUUAUUUGCCAUAAUUUUUUUGUUAUGGUGCCUUCAUAUGCCAUUGCCUAAACUGACUAACAGCCAGGCUUCUCUUUACCUUACUGACGCGUUGAAAAGUGACCGCCUUUCAACAUCAUCUUCUCACUGAACCCCUUAUUUCGCGAUGGCGAAUCGUUCACUCAAGUGUAAUGAUUGUGAUAAACCUUUUUAAUUCAUUCUUUGCAGUUCGAGAAAGACAAAUGGGUCAAAACUGCCCCAACGCCGCAUGUGCUGGAAAACUAGUUCACAGAAAGUGCACAGGUAAUCAUAAAAAUAAUCAAUGUUACGUGAAAAUAAAUGUUUAAUACUUCCUAGUUUGACGGAACUGUUUUUGCCUUCAUUUCGGCCCUCUAUUUACCACGUUUUCUCAGGUAUUUCUUUGAUAAAAUCUAGCACUGACAUUUGACAGCGUUACCUAGCAACCUUUGAGAACGCCGUUGAAGGUAUACUACACAACGUCUUUUAAUUGAAUUCCUUUUUUCCUUUAGGAAACAAUGGGUACCCUGUGACUCAUUUCUGGGUUCAUCAAGAGGAUGGGAUUUAUUUUGAAUCUAAAGGAACGCACGAUCACUUCAGACCUCAAGCAAGAAGAGCAACACCAGAUAGAAACUCGAACAACAAACAGAACGCGAAACAAAACAACGAACAAGAGGAAAACACAGAGGAAAAGGCAGAAAAACGGGAGGUAAUAAAGCAAGUCUGUUGCACAACAAGUUACUGUUGUAACUUGUAGUUAAGAGUACACUGUCAUGGGGCUGUCGCUCGCGCUGCCGGGAAACAAUCACGUGCUCACCUGAAGAUAAUCACGUGCACUAUCAUGUGAUAGUCGAGUGCACCCGAAAAGAAAUCUAAAAAUAUUCACAUUGCCCCAAAAUUGGUUAAUUUAAAGAUUUAACAGAAUGAUUCUGCCAUUAGAUUUCCUGGUCUCGCAAUGAGACAAAAAUACUUAUAACAGCGUUUUUUCCGAUUUUUUUCUUCACAGAGUUCUUCUUCAUCGACUGACGGAAAGAAAUACAAGUCUAGAAAGCGACCACAUGCCGAGAACGACAAUUUAUUGGAAAAAGACGCUAGUGUUACCCAUUUUCCUGCUUCGCUUUCCGUAGGUUUACUAAGGGGCUAUUCAUUGGAUGAAGAAGAUCAGUAUAUUUGCUUAACGUUGCCCGAGUCAGAGACUCUCUUCCAAAGGGCACUGUCACAUGAUCAAAAUACCAUCACGUACGGGAAAUUAUACUUACUUUGCCAGACUUUCAAAGACGUUGUUACCGGAUUUAAUUUGUUAGAAACCCGGAUGAUUUCUCGUAACGUUAUGGGGUGGCCUGUUGUUAUGGCGACGCUUUACAGACAAGGAUCAAAGGAAGGGCAAAUUCAUCAUAUGAAAACAUUGGCUCGCCUGUGUUCUACUCCUCAGGAGGAUUUCUUUUCGCCUAAGGUAAAGCAUCAAAAGUUUCUUGAACCUUCAUUCUGAGUAAAACAAAUUAAAUGAAGAAUAAAACUGAAAACAUAUAUUUGAUUUAAAGGUACCAAAAAGUAGAGAUAGAAACUGUCUGAAAGAUCAAUUUUUGUGAAAGCCACUUAACUGUCGGCAGUGGAUAAUGGCUCGUUUGGAAAGGAAUCAAAACUUAUAUGUAGGGGAAAAUAAAAUAGUACAAAAUUUACAAUUAUUGCUGCUGAGUGUUAAAAAAAAGUCCAAAAGAAACGGCUUUCAUUUCCUACCCUGGAAAAGAUACAAUGGAAACAUUUUGAAAAAGGGCACUUACCAUUUACAUUGGAAAACCGGAAAUUCAGGUUGGAAAAUCACAUGGUUCGCGUUAUUCCAUCAGGGAAGCUUCAGAAAACAUGGGCUGUGAUUUGAGGUCGGAUGCAAUUUUUCUGCUUAUUUUAAUCUGUUCAGCUGAUUUGGAUAGACCUUGUAGCGGGUUGUUCUCCCACCUCGUUAAAUUUGUAAUUUUUUAUGUUUAUGCACAAGAUUUCCACUGCCCGGGUAAUUUUUGUAAAAACAUUACGCACCCCUUGUGUCUAAUUGUUUCCUUUCCUCGACCGCAGUGGCAGAUGGUUAUUCACGACUUUCCCGCUGACCAGUCCCAAAUGGUGACGGAGGCGAUAGUGAACAUGAUCAUCAAUUCCCAAGUACAGACACUGCUUAAAGUGUUCCAGUACAAAAGCGUAAGUUCUUUGUACAAGAUGCUCCGAGAAAAGAUAACCAGCAGUCUUCAGAGUUAUGACAUGCACUUUGAGCUCUGCAAACGGGAAAUCAUCUCCAGACUUCAGGAUCCCGUACUUACAAUGAAGUUCCGAGACAUGACGCAAAGGCUAAUGGGGAAGAAGUGCAGCACUCAGGAAUAUGUGAGCACGGAUUGUAUGCUCUCUGGUAAGAAAAUUUUUAAAUGAAUUUUUUUUUGAAAAUGAUAUGUUUUGCUAUACAAAAGCAGGAGAGAUUAAUGGAAUAGAGUCUAGCCCUUAGGAUAUGUGAAUUUCACCAAAGUUAUUUUUAGAGCAAUUAAAUGAUUGAAAUUAAACGGAAGUUGAUUGCGAGAGGUGUUGUAAAGACAGAAUUAAACAUAUGCCAUUACAAUAUUCUGCAUUGUUUGCUUUGAGGCAUUAGCGCGUGGACUUGAUGACGUUUCAAAAAAAUUGAUAUAAAUGUGCGGACGGCUCAGGAAUUAGACUUCCGUUUAAUGACAACCUCUAAAAAUAACCGUAGUAAAAUUUACAUAGCCUGGCCAACGCCUAAGAUUCUUUCGACAAAAUGCAUACCUCUCCGCGUUUAUUAGAGUCUGUGCCAAUAACAUCAAAACUUUUAAUAUUCUUCAACCAGGUCAACAAGUAGAGUAAAUAACAUCAAUUGGCGAUCACAGCUCAUUUUGAUUCUGAUAAUAGCUCUCUGCACAGUUCCGCGAAACGUCAGUCACUGUCAUAAUCCUAUUAAGGAUUACACUAACCCAGACGAUUAUAUUCCACCUACUUAGUAUGACAUCGACUUCAAACGAUUUACAAUAUGCUUAGUAAUCCUACGAGCGAAAAUACCAAAUUUUGUUUGUACUGACGUUGUCUCCCAGAAAAAAAGAAAAGGAUUCUUGAAAUGCUCACCGACUUCUUUGUUUUCAUUUUAUCACAGGGGGUAUUUUUGGUUCCGUCAUUCGAGAAUUCUGGAACUUUUGGGGAAGUAACAUUGUCGCUCCUAAAGUGUUUUCUGUAGCUGGUGAACUUGUUGGAGACAGAGAAAAAUCUGAACAAUGGCAAAGAAGAAAAGCAGGUGAGAAGCUGAAAAAGAUUUUAAUUUUAAAAUGAUUACACAACUGAUAAAUGUAAUUAUUUGAUUCUCCAUGUGCUUUUUCAGAGUAGUUUGGUGAUGGACCUUAGUUAGGGCCUCUUCAUAUGAGCCCGGUUGACCGGGCUGGCCCGGUUUCCGAGAUCUCGCCUCACCUCUAAAUCCUUUGGAAAAUUUUCGAUGUGUUCAUAUGAGAGGGCGGGCUGGCUCGGUUCCCGAGAUCUCGGUUUUUCCAACCGAGAUCUCGGUAAGCGGGCUGAAAAUUUUGCCAUAUGAACACUUCAUCCCGGUUACCGGGAUGAACGGCGGAAUGAAUUCUGGCGGUCCGGAUGGCAUCGUCUUGCAUUGCCUGCUGUGUUUUCCACAUCAUAAGCAUCCCAUUUAACUGCAGUGAUACAACUUUAAGAGUUACCGAUGCUAAGAUAGGCCCGAAAGUUAAAAUUUUUGUGUUUCGCUAUGUUUGCUUUGUUUCCCAAAUUUGGCGCCAGAACUCGUACCCAGGAUCUUUGACCUUUUCUCAUCUCGGAAACCGGGCUAAAAUUUCUCAUAUGAACCCAAGGCAAAAUUCAUCCCGGUAACCGAGCCAGCCCGGUCAACCGGGCUCAUAUGAAGAGGCCCUUAGGCUACUGGAGUUUCGCUGAUGUUGUCACACUUUGCUUAGAGGCAUACAUCAGUUGGCUUAUGAUAUGAAGGGGUUUUCUGGGCCAAGGAAUUGGUUUCAAGCAACUAUAAAGAAAAAUUUUGCUGCUUUAUUGAAAUGCGAAAAAAUCAAAAUUUCUUAUAAUAAAAAUUUGCUCUCCUGCUACAAAAGGAUAAUUACACGAUGACGUCAUUUUACUUCAACUACCAGAAUCCUUCAGGUGUUGUUUUCUUUUACAAAUUAGAGCUCCUUUUUAUUAAACUCCAACGAGAUUGACAAAUUUAAGUAAGCUUUGGGAAGAAAAAUCAAAAUGAAUUCUGGAAGUUGUAGUCAAAUGUCGUCAUUGUGAAAAUGGACUAUAGACUCAAUGAAGUGGAAGACAAAGUAAAAUUAAUUGUUUUUAACUUGCGUUUUGUCAUAAAACCUAAGAAUUUAUUUUCUUUAAUUUUAUCAGGACUCGACUUUUCCGGUGAUCCUAAGAAGGUUACCCUUCAAAGAAUGAGCGAGGUGGUGGUCACGUGGUGUCACUAUCAGUCUGAUCAUUGGCCGAAAUCAGGUGGGUGACGUAAAUUGCUUUGCUUUGAGCACGCGCAAAAUGGUGACACUGAAAAUCAUAGCCACAACUAAUCCCGGAGCUAACAGUUCUGUUUUUUUUCUCCAGUCGUUCAAGAAAGUAUGGCGAAUUUCUCACAUUUAAGACCCGGACAAAAGGGACUACUUUACGGCAUUGAACGACCUGGGUCCGCAUUCCAUCGGCCGGUGACCUUCUCCAGUCUGAACAUGCCAAGAUUUCAGUGGAUGUGAGAUGAACGAGCGAUACAGAAGC